Molecule: messenger RNA, 1502 nt
Organism: Sinocyclocheilus grahami
Lineage: Eukaryota; Metazoa; Chordata; Actinopteri; Cypriniformes; Cyprinidae
Product: phosphatidylinositol N-acetylglucosaminyltransferase subunit Q-like
Exons: 8
Coding region: 1-996 (331 amino acids)
Biological process (GO): GPI anchor biosynthetic process
Cellular component (GO): membrane; endoplasmic reticulum
Source: RefSeq, a predicted model, not a curated record
AUGUAUCACGUUGCUCCUGUGUUAUUUAAUAAAUCAUAUUCUCACACCCUUCUUUUUUUGAUCCUCUGCAGAAAAGCAAACAUUUUUGUGUCUUUUCUUGUGGACAUAGCCCUUGGUUUGCUGCUUAUCUCAUGGCUUUAUAGGGAGAAUCGUAUCAGCAAAUUAGCAGAUACUUUGGUACCUGUGGCUGAUCAUGUGGCUAAAGAGCUGCAGGAGCUGUUAGAAUGGCUGAUGGGAGCUCCUGCUGGACUGAAGAUGAACAGAGCUCUCGACCAGGUGCUGGGGAGAUUCUUUCUCUACCACAUUCAUCUGUGGAUCAGUUACAUCCACCUGAUGUCUCCUUUCAUUGAGAGGAUCCUGUGGUAUGUUGGACUCUCAGCCUGCUUGGGAUUGACCUUUGCGCUUUCCAUAUUGUCCGACAUUGUGGCCCUCCUCACUUUCCACAUCUACUGUUUUUAUGUGUAUGGGGCAAGACUCUACUGUCUGAAGAUCUAUGGUCUCUCCUCCCUGUGGCGGCUCUUCAGGGGAAAGAAAUGGAAUGUAUUGAGGCAGAGGGUUGACUCGUGCUCAUACGACCUGGACCAGUUGUUCAUUGGCACUUUGCUCUUUACGAUUCUGCUGUUCCUGCUUCCCACCACUGCCCUGUAUUACCUCGUCUUUACCCUGCUGCGGCUGGUGGUGGUGCUGUUUCAGGGAGUGAUUCAUCUUAGUGUGGACUUCAUCAACUCCUUCCCCCUGUUUGCCAUCGUCCUACGUAUCUGCAGACCAUACAGACUGGCAGAGGGCGUUAAAUUCAAUGUGCUUUGUCAGGAGCCAGGAACUCCUCUUCACCUGAUGAUGGAGAUCAACCCACUGAAAUGUAGCUCUGUACUGCAGUGUUACCGGAUGCCCACUUAUAGCUGUUCCCCUAAGGAUUCCUGGGCCGCAUUGUGCAAGAAGCUGUUUGUAGGAGAACUCAUUUACCCCUGGAAGCAGAAGACUGCCAAGACCGACUAACUCUGGGACCUGCAGCCAGACACUUAGAGAACACACUGGGAGAAAGUUGCUCUAUUGGUCAGAAUCCAGUGACGCUCAAAAUAGUCUUACUUAGGUUUUUAACAGAAGUAGAUAUUCCUUCAUUGUAGAUUUAAAUCAUGAUCUUUCCUUUUCCAAACAUUGAUCAGAAGCUUUGAUUGAAAUUUGAUUGUAUUUAUUUUAAAACUUCUACUUUUUAUAACUGAAGAUGUACCAUUUAAAAAAAAGAGUAUUACUUAUAUUAUAACUUUGAUAUUUACAACUUGUUGCUCAUUCACAACCAUAAUUUAAUGAAGAUCAUUUGAACUGGAAGUGACACUGUUGACAUCUCCUCAGUUUUUUUGCUGUCUCUCACGAUGGGCAGAUAGAAAGGAAAUGACUGGUAACAGUGAGCUAUAAAAUGUUAGACAUUUGUGACCUUGGACCAAAAAAGUCUUAAGUGUCAAUUUUUCGAAAUUGAGAUUUAUACAUCAUCUGAAAGCUGAAUA